Messenger RNA from Diversispora eburnea, 654 nucleotides. NCBI's taxonomy places the organism in Eukaryota, Fungi, Glomeromycota, Glomeromycetes, Diversisporales, Diversisporaceae. The record is from the annotation of a GenBank genome assembly.
AUGUUAAGUAGUUCUCCUACUAAUAACAACUAUUGUUUUAGUUCCACUUAUAAAAAUUAUGUUUCAAAAACUGGAUCUCAAAACAAAAAACUACGAAUACUUUCAAGAACAUCGACAUCAUUUAGUAAUGAGAAUGAAGGAAGAAGAAAAUUAAGUAAAUGUCUACCAAAUUUAUGGAAAUACACUAAUACAGUAACUUCGAUUAAUAGUUUAGAUAUGAUACCAAAAUUAUUAACUAAAGAAAAAUUAUCAGUUUUUUCUUUACCUUCAAUUUCUACUGGUGAAGAAAUAAAGGCAUUUGCUGUAAUUAUUAAUUUUUCUACUAAUAUUUCUAGUAUUGAAUUAUUAAAAGAACAAUUAAUGGAUAUCGAUAAAGAGGAAAAUGUGGAGAAUAAAACUCACGACGAUAAUGAUCUCGUAGAAGAAGAUACAACCGUAAAAGAGAAAGAAGAAAAUAGAAAACCAAGUAAAUUAUUUUCACUUUUGCAAUCUUUAGUGGCAUUUGAUCUCCUUCCCACACCAAAUCAUUAUAAAACGAAUUUUGAUCGUUGGGAUAAUUGCGAGAUUUGUUACACAGGUAGAGAUCGAAAAGUACAUGUUCGUGAAUCAGAAAAGGGAAUAGUUAAAAUUCCCUGGAAAACGGACAAUGAGUAG